This is a messenger RNA of Calliphora vicina (urban bluebottle blowfly), 1531 nucleotides long. RefSeq names its product Imaginal disc growth factor 4 (gene Idgf4). Bases 117 to 1445 code for a protein of 442 amino acids. Gene Ontology annotation, biological process: carbohydrate metabolic process; chitin catabolic process. The transcript is spliced from 3 exons. Gene Ontology annotation, molecular function: chitinase activity; chitin binding. Gene Ontology annotation, cellular component: extracellular region. NCBI's taxonomy places the organism in Eukaryota, Metazoa, Arthropoda, Insecta, Diptera, Calliphoridae. The record is from RefSeq and is a predicted model, not a curated record.
UCAGUUAUUGUUUAAGUCUCGGUGCGUACAGAUCGCGACUAUAAGUUUUAUUACGGUUGUUAAAUAAGUUUUUGUUUAAAUCUAUUGUAUUUUUUAAGUUGUUAUUGAAAAUCAAAAUGAAAUUUUUGAUUUUGUUGUGUGCCCUAGUGGGUGCUAUAACAAUUCAACAGACCUCAGCUGUGGGUAACACACACUUGGUGUGCUACUACGAUGGCAGUUCAUUCAUUCGAGAAGGUCUUGCCAAACUAACUUUAGUCGAUUUGGAACCCGCUUUACAAUUCUGCUCACAUUUGGUUUAUGGUCAUGCCGUCAUCAAUCCCACCUCCAAUAAAUUGGUGGCUAAAAAUGAGAAACUUGAUUUGGAUGUGGGUACCGGUUUGUAUCGUACCGUUACCGGUUUGAAGAAAAAAUAUCCCAACUUGAAGGUGUUGUUGAGUGUGGGCGGUGACAAAGACGAAGUGGACAAAGACGAUAACAAAUAUUUGACUUUGUUGGAGUCCAGCAAUGCUCGUAUACCCUUCAUCAAUAGUGCUCACUCUUUGGUUAAGACCUAUGGCUUUGAUGGUCUUGAUAUUGGCUGGCAAUUCAACAAGAACAAACCCAAGAAGGUGCACAACAGUGUUGGUAAAUUCUGGAAGGGCUUUAAGAAAAUCUUCUCGGGCGAUUCUGUUGUGGACGAGAAGGCUGAAGAACACAAGGAACAAUUUACUGCAUUGAUUAGAGAAUUGAAGAAUGCUUUGCGUCCCGAUGGCUAUUUGUUGGGUGUUUCCGUAUUACCCAAUGUUAACUCUUCAUUGUUCUAUGAUGUGCCCGCCAUUGUCAACAAUUUGGAUUAUGUCAAUCUUAUGGCUUAUGAUUUCGCAACUCCUGAUCGCAACCCCGAGGUGGCUGAUUACCCUGCCCCAAUUUAUGAAUUGAAUGACCGCAAUCCCGAAUUCAAUAUCAACUAUCAAGUGCAAUAUUGGUUGAACAAUCAUUGCCCCGCCACCAAGAUCAAUGUGGGUAUUGCUGCUUAUGGCCGUGCCUGGAAAAUGACUAAAGACUCUGGUCUUACUGGUCUGCCGCCAGUAGCCGAUACCGAUAAGGCUGCACCCGCUGGUGUACAAACCCAAAUUGAAGGUCUCUUGAGCUGGCCUGAGGUAUGUGCUAAAUUGCCCAACCCAGCCAAUCAACACUUGAAGGGUGCUGAUGCUCCUCUACGCAAGGUUGGUGAUCCCACCAAACGUUUCGGCAACUAUGCUUACCGUUCGGCUGAUGACAGUAACGAGAAUGGUAUGUGGGUGGGCUAUGAAGAUCCCGAUUCUGCUGCCAACAAGGCUGCCUAUGUUAAGUCCAAGGGCUUGGGUGGUAUUGCUUUGGUCGAUUUGUCUUUCGAUGAUUUCCGUGGUGCCUGCACUGGUGAUAAAUAUCCCAUUCUGCGUGCCAUCAAAUACAAAUUGCAAUAAGUUAUUAACCAUGUUUUGUUUUAAGAAGAGUGAAGUUGUUUUUUAAAUGUAUUUUUCAAUAAAUUUACCAAAAAUGAAAAAAAUAA